UCGUCUUUUAACUGUCUGUAUCUCCCUCCGGUGCAGACUGCGAGCAGCUGGUGAGGAAGAUGCUGGUCCUGGACCCGGUGAGGCGGUACACGGUGGAGCAGAUCAAGCGGCACCGCUGGAUGCAGACGGAGGAGCCCCCGAGGGUGGCGCUCGACCCGCCCGCCGCCAAGGCCGAGCGCACCACCGACCCCAACGAGCAAGUCCUCAGGGUGAUGCAGGAGCUCGGCAUCGAUGUCACGAGGACGCGGGAGUCCCUGCUCACUGAAGCGUACGACAACUACACUGCCAUCUACCUGCUCCUGCUAGAGAAGCUUAAGCAGCAUCGGUCAUCGUUGCACAGUGAGAAGCACACAGGGCUGGAGCAACAGCAGCGGCGGCGGCCAUCCAGCGUGGCGGAGGCGGCUAUGAGGAAGAUGUGCGCAACAGGACCCUCGGGCAUGGGGUCGCCUAUGGCUGCACACCUCUACACAAGCCCUAUCUCAGGUUCCUCAAGCAGUCCCCUUGGGAGCGUCAUGUCCGGCACAGCCGCAACAGAGACCACCUCUGCCGGUGUCAUCGGCCCCCUCAUCUCUCAGGACAUGCUGAUGGCCAGACCCCAUGGCCACACAGGCAGGCUGCUUCCAGCCAUCCCAGGCGAGCAGGGCAAUAUUCCAUUUAGCACCAUGUCAAAUUUUCAGAGUAUGGCGCCGAGGGAGGGCCUGGGUGGGGGCGUGACUGAGGUGGAGGGUGCGGCGACAAGUGUCACGCCCCAUGUGUCGCCACCCUUCAGAGAAUCAAGCCAGGAAUCACAGUCUGAAUUCCUUACAGGGUACCAUAGCACAGUACCCGUGAGCAUGGGUAUUCCAGUGGCUCUGAUUGGCAAGAGUUACAGAGAGAAUGAGACUGGUGCCUCCACUUCCAUAGAUGAGGGUGUAGAAGCAGACAUGUGUGACUCAGAAUGCAGUUCAAUUGUUGGAAUGACUCGCAGAGACCACUGUAUGUUGCAGAAUAUUAAGAGUGCCUCACAACAGUCUUCAGAAGCCUCUCAAGGUACAGAUUCUCCACUUGGUAGUGUGACCAGCACAGAAUCGACGUUUGAAAGCUUCGAGUCCCAACUGGAGCCGGAUUUAGCGGCUUCUCUUUCCUCAUGUUCUCAUGCGUCCCUGACUGCGCGGCCAUCACUGCCUGGUGCAACGCAGCUCCGAGCCAUUCAGCCCCAAACACAGCUGGACCCAAGCACUGAGACGACGGAGAGAGCACACACAAGAUCCCCCGUCAACUUCCGUGAGGGUCGCCGUGCCUCAGAUGGGCUAGUGACGCAAGGAGUCAUUGCAUUCCGCCAAAGACUAAUUGACACUGAGAAGGCAAGAGGCUUGACGGAGCUUCACAGUGUCCAGCAAGAGCACCAGGCACUCACGUCACUGUACCAGGCAGCAGCUGUUACAGGAAGUGAGGAGACAACGGCACGACAUCACUACCAGUAUCAACAGCAACAACACUAUCAGUACUGUCGUCAGUGGAGACACUCAUAUGCUGGUUCUGAUGAGAUGAGUCGAGCACCUCUGGUCAGGCAAAGAGUGUCUUUGCCAGAUACACUCAGUUUUACUACUCAGAAGCUACUUGCCAAAGAUAAUUCUAAAGAUUCUGAUUAUACAGUAACUAAACCCCUUCAGCAACAGCUAUUCCAACACAGACUUCAGCAAAAGCGCCAGAUACUGCAGAAGCAGGCAGCAUUUCCCAGACAGUCUUUUCCUGUAGGUUGUGAGCUUUCAAGGAGACAGAUGGUUAGACAAGCAUCUUAUAAAUUAGCACAACAACAGCCAGUGCUUCCUCCUCUGCCUGCUGAGCUGAGUGCAGCACACCUCCUGGCAGGUCUUAACCAGGCAGACUUGGCAUGUCCUACCAUUGCUGAACAUGUAGGCAUCACAGACCAAGAAGAUGAGGGCUGGGAGGCAAACCCAGCUUGGCGGAACCUGUCAUCUUGGAACCCUGAAACUGCAGCCAACUGGCAGACACUUCCUUCCACUUUUGCAGCCUGCCAGAUCAGCGAGGCGCAGCAGUCACAACCGCCCAUUUCCAGCACAGACACCAGAACUUGGCCAGGGCUUCAGGCCUGGCAUGGAGGAUGGCAUCAAGGAGGUGGAGCUGUAGGAGCAGCACCUUGGCAGCCUGUUGUUGGUACAAGUAUUUUACCACAAACUGUAUGUGAAAGCCCAAUCCUUGAGAUGCCCGAACACAUGGAAACUUGAGACUGACAGUGUUCUCAAAGACAGUUUUUAUAGUGCAGUCAUGGUAAUCAUUUUACCUGAAUAACAUGAAAAGGAAUCCCCUGUGCAGACUGGUAAGGCUUUUUAUGGACCACCUCAUAAACUAUCUAGACAAAAAGGACAUAGAAUAUAUGAAGGGGAGGAAAUUUGUGUGUAAUGCAGACCUUCAUAGUAAAGUGAAAGCCUACAGUCUAAGGAUUCAUGGUCUGAUUUCCCGGGAGAGACACAGGAACCCUAACCAAUGCUGGCUGGACCAGACUAAAGAACACUAGAAAACUAGAAGUCCAAAACCUGAGCUUAUUGAACUGGAAGAAGCCCAGGUACCCUCACCCAGGACAGCUGGACACAGAUCUGCCUGGUUAUAUGUGUAUGUGCAUAGUCUGAUUUCUGCCUGCUAUAUUAGAGAACCUUAGGGGCCCAGGAAGCGUUGGCCAAGCUGGCUGGACCAGAUUUAAAGGGACCCAAGUAGUCUUAUCACAAAUGUCCGUAGUACAGAUCUUCAGUCAUUAAAAAAAUUUAAUCAUGCACUGAGCUCCCUUGAGCUGUUAUACUGAUAUAUCAAAGACCAGUUAAGGAAUGCAGAAAAGUAGAUUUUUUUAUUGUGUUAUAUGGCUAAAAUAGACAGAUUUUGUUCUAGUUCUAAUUUAUAGCAGGUAAAGCAUAAGGUAUCAAGAUUUCCAUGGUUAUUGUGAUGAAGACAGACCAAAGAUAGGAUGUUAGCAGAGUAAGAGUUGCUGGACAUAAAUGGAAGGUGUUAAAGGGAUUAUUUAUUUUAAAAGAUAAUAUAUAUGAACAAGACAUUCCACAUAUAUUCGAACAAAAGAAAAGGGAAGAACAGCAGAACAAGCUCAGUGUUGUUCACUGGCAAGUAGAACAUCAGAGCACUGUACAACCAGCCAGAGAGACAUCAGUGUAAAGUGUAAAAAUGCGAGUGUGAGUAAUUUAAUUUUCACCAUAGUAUGUACUUUGUGGUGACACAGUAGACUCCUCCCCCACCAAACCAUCAAGUUUGAACAUGAAGCAUUUUGAGGGAUGGCUCCAGCUACCUAGAACACGUAAGAGUGCCUCUCAUCCAUUCUUCAUAGGUUUUAAUCAACAGAAUAACACUACAGAUGUCUCAUCGUGUCAGCCUUUGAAAGAUAAGAGUGAAGUUCAUAUAGAACAAAGAUGUCUAUAUUAAGGAUUGUUGUUUUUUUGUGUAAAGGGUUUUGGACAUAUUGAUAAUCCUUUUUUCUAUUUUUUGAAUUGGGAAGUUUUUGAAUAAGGGGGUAAACAACAGUUUCAAUUUUAUUUAUAGGUUUACUUUUAACCACACUGUUAGUGUUAACUACUGAUGUUAGAAUAAAAAAAAAUUUAAUCUGUUAUCAUUAGAGAAGGAAAUAUAAUGCACUUGAAUAGUGAUCAUAAUUAUUGUAUUAAUAGAUUUAAAUUUCAAUUAUUGGGAUGUAAACAUUCAUUGAUAACACAGUGUGAAUUUUAUUUGAUAUAUUUGUUAAACAGUGUGGAUUUCUUUGUGAAAGAACAGCUCAUGGUUGUCCCCAAAGCUCAAGUUUUUAAACCACAUAAUUUUCUUCUGCAAAUACCAUGAUUAAUACAUCUGAUGCAGAAGAUGUGAUAUGUGAUAAUAUAUUGCCAGUAAAGGCUUUUUUAAAUUGGCUUGAAAGAUGUGCUAAUUGUGAUAAGCAUGAGAAAAGAGGGUUCACAAAAUGUGCAGGCUGCAGACACUGCCAGGGAAGUUAGUGUAUGAUCUUAAAGGAAAAAUCACAUCUCAGGAAGACUCUCAUUGCACUGUUGCAUGAGUCUCUGCUAGUCAUAAAUGCCUGAUGCAACUACUAUACUGAUUAGGAAAGUGACUUUUAACUGAAAAAGUAUGCUAAAGGUAAAA
Messenger RNA from Penaeus chinensis, 4131 nucleotides. Its product is annotated as serine/threonine-protein kinase SIK2-like. NCBI's taxonomy places the organism in Eukaryota, Metazoa, Arthropoda, Malacostraca, Decapoda, Penaeidae. The coding region runs from base 60 to 2228 and encodes 722 amino acids. The transcript is spliced from 3 exons. The record is from RefSeq and is a predicted model, not a curated record.